UUAAACCCCACGUCCCCACUCCAUCUCUUGCUUUCCUUUCAAACAGGCUCUUUCUGUUUCUCUUGUAACGCCAGCGGUCGCGCCUUCUUCCUCUGUUCGUUCCCUCCCGGCGCUCUUUCUUCGCCUCAAAAUAUCCCAAGCCGAGCGUGUCGGCGUAUUUCUUGUUCUGCCACUUCGUUUGGUUUUCCUUCCUUCCGUCUUUGGCGAAGGAAGAGAUCCAGAAGAAGGCUACCAUCCUGUCGAUCUGGCCUAUAUUGCCUUCUAAGAGUGUUUAUGACUUCCUUAUCUGGAAGAUGGGGGACCAUCUUGCAUUGCUGGUAGAUCGCCUACUUACGGAAGCGACACUAGCGGCCACUAUAGAAAGCAGAAGAAAGCCCGAAACGGGACAAACCAUGCUAUUACCAACUGCUUCUGGGAGUGAAUUAAGUCAAAAGAGGAUUGCUAUGAAUGGUGGAAAACUAGUUGAAUGCAGGAUCUGCCAGGAUGAAGAUGAGGAUUAUAAUUUGGACGUUCCCUGUUCAUGUCGGGGCAGUCUAAAGUUUGCCCAUCGAAAAUGCAUUCAACGAUGGUGUAAUGAGAAGGGUGACACAACAUGUGAGAUAUGCCAGCAGCAAUUCAAGCCAGGCUAUACUGCUCCUCCCCAGUUGUUUCACUAUGGGGGUGCUCCUAUGAAUUUUAGGGGAAGCUGGGGGGUGUCUCGUAGGGAAGUCCAAGAUGCACAAAUCAUAACAAUUGUUCCAUCAGAUCGGGACUUGAUCAACUCGGAUUAUGAUUACUAUACAUCUACCAGUGCAAGAAGCUCAAUGUAUUGCCGUUCCGUGGCCAUAAUAUUCAUGGCUCUCCUAAUUCUUCGCCACACAUUGCCCAUCAUGAUAAGUGUUUCUGAGGACGAUGAGCAGUAUUCAUUCACACUAUUCACGAUGCUAGCCUUGGGGAUUGCUGGAAUACUUCUGCCAGUUAUCAUAAUGAUCAGGGUAAUAAAUGCAUUUCAAUGCCGUCAGCAUUAUCAGAGAACCCAUGGUUUAAACAUUUCAGAAGAGCAAAUACUCUCUCGAGAGCAGCUAAUCUAAAUCCGCUAAUACACUGCUGAUGGUUUCAUAACAUCUGGAACUAUAGUUGUAAAUAGGAAACCUGAAACGAAAAAAUACAAAAAAUGAUAACGAGAAAAUGCUUUGUGAAAGGUGAGGUGUGAAUUUACUGUAUUUAUUCAAUGUACAUAGAAAGAGGCUAUUCUCUCCAGAUGUUUGGAGCUGCUGCUGUAAUGUAAAUAUUAUUAUCCUUGUAAAAGAUUAAGGUUCAUUAGUGAUAUAGAAGCUUUUCUCAAAGAUUAGCAGGA
Molecule: messenger RNA, 1336 nt
Organism: Dendrobium catenatum
Lineage: Eukaryota; Viridiplantae; Streptophyta; Magnoliopsida; Asparagales; Orchidaceae
Exons: 8
Coding region: 294-1070 (258 amino acids)
Biological process (GO): protein ubiquitination
Cellular component (GO): membrane
Molecular function (GO): zinc ion binding; ubiquitin-protein transferase activity
Source: RefSeq, a predicted model, not a curated record